AUGAGCUCGUACGGCCCGCCGAUGCCCGGCCCGAUGAACGUCCAGUACGAGAACGUUGUUGUUCGCGUGCCGACCCGUCGUCGCCGCCGCAACGUGUUUGUGCCCGGCCCGGUCCUGACUCGCACUGUUCGCGGCCCGCCGCAGCAGGUCAUCAAGACCGUCAAGAUCCAGGGCCCGGCCAAGGUCAACCGCGUCCGCGUCCAGGGCGAGCCGCGCGAGAUUGUGCGCAAGAUCGCCGUGCCCGGCCCGGCCCGUGAGGUUGUCCGCACCGUCAAGGUCCAGCUCCCCGCGCGCGAGGUCAUCAAGCGCGUCAAGGUCAAGGGCAAGGACCGCGAGGUCAUCAAGCGCAUUGCUGUCCAGGGCCCGCCGCGCGAGGUUGUCCGCAAGAUCCCGGUGCCCGGCCCGCCGACCUACGAGGACGUCGCCGUCCCGGUCCCGGUCCCCGGCCCGCCGCGGACUGUUGUCCAGAACGUGCCCGUCCCGGUCCCUGUCCACCAGCAGGUCAUCCGCGCCGUGCCCGAGCCCGUCGAGGUUGAGGUGCCCGUCGGCCGCCAGGGUCCUGCCCAGGAGGUCUACGUCGGCGUCAAGGACACCGCUCUCCAGGACGAGCACGACCGCCUCACCCUCGAGGUUGAGUACCUCCGCAAGGCCAAGGCCGAGGCUCUCGAGGCUGCCAAGAAGGCCGGCUACCCGAUCCCCAACUUUUCGGCGCAGCAGGGCUACCCGCAGCAGGGCUUCCCGCAGCAGGGCUUCCCGCAGCAGGGCUACGGCUCGUACGGCCCGGCCACCUACGGUGCGCCCGCCUACGGCUCCGGCUACGGCGCCGCGCCUUACGGCGCUGCCCCGUACGGCGCUGCCCCGUACGGCACCAACGGCUUUUAA
Molecule: messenger RNA, 882 nt
Organism: Thecamonas trahens ATCC 50062
Lineage: Eukaryota; Apusomonadida; Apusomonadidae
Exons: 1
Coding region: 1-882 (293 amino acids)
Source: RefSeq, a predicted model, not a curated record